Hirundo rustica (Barn swallow) is the source of this 1873-nucleotide messenger RNA. Its product is annotated as protein adenylyltransferase SelO-like. The transcript is spliced from 19 exons. The record is from RefSeq and is a predicted model, not a curated record. Lineage: Eukaryota; Metazoa; Chordata; Aves; Passeriformes; Hirundinidae. Bases 1 to 1704 code for a protein of 567 amino acids.
AUGCGGUGGCGGCCCUGGGUGCCCGCCUGCCUGGCCUGGGGCUGUGUGGCCGCGCUGUGCGGCUCCCGCGGGCUCUGCCCGGCCCCGAACGCCUCCCGGCCCGAGCCGGGUCAGUGCCCGCGGCGCCGGGCGGCGGAGCUCUGCGCCUGGGCCCUGUCCUCCGACAGCCUCCUAGAUCCUUUUCCGGUUGACGUGAUCCAAGAAAAUUAUGUCCGUAAUGUGAAAAACUGCAUUUUUUCAGUUGUCUAUCCUACACCUUUUAAAUCUAGAGUUCGUCUUGUAGCUGUUUCAAAGGAAGUUAUUGAAAAUAUUUUGGACCUCAAUAUAUCUGUCAAAGGAUCAUCUGAUUUUCUGGAGUUCGUCAGUGGUGGGAAGGUGAUAUUUGGCUCUGUUCCACUGGCCCAUAGGUAUGGGGGUCACCAGUUUGGUAGCUGGGCAGGUCAGCUGGGGGAUGGAAGAGCCCACUUGGUCGGAGUGUAUACAAACAGGCAUGGUGAGAGGUGGGAACUGCAGUUAAAAGGGUCAGGAAAGACUCCAUACUCCAGGAAUGGUGAUGGAAGAGCUGUGCUUCGCUCCUCUGUUCGAGAGUUUUUAUGUAGUGAGGCAAUGCACUAUCUUGGAAUUCCUACAAGUAGAGCUGCUAGCUUAGUUGUAAGUGAUGAUGAUGUGUGGAGAGACCAGUUUUACAAUGGAAAUAUCAAGAAAGAAAGAGGUGCAAUAGUGCUACGACUUGCCAAAUCGUGGUUUCGUAUAGGAUCCUUGGAAAUCUUAGCUCACUCUGGGGAACUGGACUUACUAAGAAGAUUACUAGACUUUAUCAUCCAGGAACAUUUUCCAUCGAUAGCAAUGAAUGAUUCAAACAGAUACCUGGAAUUUUUCUCUACAGUCGUGUCAGAGACUGCAAAUCUCAUUUCCUUGUGGAUGUCUGUGGGGUUUGCACAUGGUGUGUGCAAUACAGAUAACUUCAGUUUAUUGUCCAUAACAAUAGAUUAUGGUCCUUUUGGAUUUAUGGACUCCUAUGACCCAGAUUUUGUUCCGAACACAUCUGAUGAUGAAAGGAGGUAUAAAAUAGGAAAUCAGGCAAGUGUUGGGCAGUUUAACCUGAGCAAGCUGUUACAAGCUCUAAAACCUUUAUUGGAUCCCAGGCAAAAGCAGCUAGCUUCCCAAAUUUUGAAGGGGUAUGGUGAACACUAUUACAGUCGUUUCACAGAACUAUUCAAAACAAAAUUGGGUCUUCUUGGGGAGAAUGAGAAUGAUAACUAUUUGAUUGCUUUCCUCUUAAAAAUUAUGGAAGAUACAAAGGCUGAUUUUACAAUGACAUUCCGGGAGUUGAGUGAAAUUACUGCAGACCAGUUAAAGGAGCUCCAUAUUCCUGAGGAGUUCUGGGCUCUCCAGGAUCUGGGUAAACACGAAUUAUUUUCAGAAUGGGUUACUAUGUACCUCCUGAGAUUAAACAGUAACAACCGUGACUCAGAUGCCAAAAGAAGAACACGAAUGGCAACUGUUAAUCCUAGAUACAUACUUAGGAAUUGGAUGGCAGAAUCAGCAGUGCAAAAAGCUAAUUUGAAUGAUUUCUCAGAGGUUCAGCUCCUAGAGCAGGUUUUACAGCACCCCUUUCAGAGGCAGGAGGCUGCAGAGAGAGCAGGGUACUCCCUGCGCCCUCCAGCUUGGGCCAAGCAUCUGAAAGUCAGCUGUUCAUCCUGAGGGAAAGUCAAACAAGCUAGAAGAAUGAUCAAGGUCAAAGCUCAAGCCUUCAAAUAGGGCUAAUGGAUCAAGCCACAGGAACUUCCCUCUCUUAGACUUUGUGGACUGGAAUCUGCUACUUUUCUUGACCAGCUUAUGAAGUCUUAAGAAUAAAGAAGUGCAUCACUAC